Molecule: messenger RNA, 654 nt
Organism: Orycteropus afer afer
Lineage: Eukaryota; Metazoa; Chordata; Mammalia; Tubulidentata; Orycteropodidae
Source: RefSeq, a predicted model, not a curated record
AUGGGCAGUCAAGUGACAUAUGUUGAUUUAAACAUAUCCAGGGAGUCAGCCAUUAGAGUUUCAUCACCCCAAUCUCUUCCUCAGGAUGUCUGUCAGGGUCCACGCUGGCAUCAAUUUGCUCUGAAACUUGGCUGUGCUGGGAUCAUUCUUUUCACCUUGGCUGUGAUAGGGUUGAGUGCUUCAGUGAUAUUUUUAAGUCAAAAAUUAUCAAUAGAAAAAAGUACUAUGGAUGCUCAAGAAAAGUACAGGAAGAUAACAAGUCCUUUAAAGUGCCCGAUACAUUGGCAUCUACUCCGAGAGAAAUGCUUGUUUCUUUCUCAUACUUUUUACUCCUGGAAGGACAGCUUAGCUGACUGUUACACAAAAAAGUCUAGUUUGCUACUUAUUCAAGAUGUGGAAGAACUGAGACUCAUACAGAGCCUGAUAAAGACGGGAGGAAUUCUAUAUUGGAUUGGAUUAAAUUUUACAUUAUCAGAGAAGAGCUGGAAGUGGAUAAAUGGCUCUUUUUUAUAUUCUGAUGUAUUAAAAAUUGAUGGAGAUGAUGAUGAAAACAGCUGUGCUUACAUCUCAAAUGAAAAAAUUUUCUCUGAAGACUGUCAUUCAGACAAUAAAUGGAUCUGCCAGAAAGAAUUAAAUCCUGUCAGUGUGUCCUGA